UAGGGCAUCGGCACAUUUCCCUUUCUCUGUAGGGAAAUGACGUGAUCUCUAUCGCCACACUCUUGCGUUUCUCUGCGCUUGCCUACGCGACUCUGGUGAGGGUUGCGGGAGCCCAGAAACAGCGCAGCCAAUCACGAGACAAUGGCGGCUCCGUCGGCGGUGGUCCUGCCGCCCUCCCCCAACUGGUUCAGCAGCCAGGUGGUGGCGGUGCUGCCGAGCCAGCAGCUGGUGGCGUAUGGCGGCCACUACGCGGUGGUGGUGGCCUGCGCGCAGAGCCGCACCGUGCAGCGCAUGCUGCCCACGGGCGGGAGCAGAGUGACAUGUGUGGCGUUGCCGCCUGAGAGCGUCGGUGGUCGCCCGCUGGUGGCGGCGGGCUGCGAAGAUGGUUCGCUGAGGUGCUGGGACAUGGUCAGCGGGGAGCCGGUGCGCACCCACCGCAAGGGCAAGGCGCCCGAGGUCACAGCGCUGGUGGCUUUGCCCAGCUCGCCGGUGCUGCAGUUUGUGGCGGGCGAUGCCUCCGGCGGCCUGGUGCUGUGGGUGCCCGAGACCGGCGUCCGCAAGCCGCUUACGCGCGCGGGCUCCACGGCGCCACUUCUGCCCAGCCGCGUCCAGUGCCUGGUCGCCGUCAACGUCACCGGCCCCGCCGCCGGGGCCAGCGGCCGCGUGAUUGCAGGGCUGGCCGAUGGCAGCAUCGUGUUGGUGGACGUGGCGUCGGCGUCGGUGCUGCUGACGCUGCCGGCGGCCCACCGCGGUGGUGUGCACAGCCUGCAGCUGGCCGGCCUACCGCUCGUCACCACCGCCGGUGGCGGCGGCAGCAGCAGCGCACCGGCGCCGGGGGCGGUAGAGGAAGCACGAGCGGCACCCACGCCUGGCAGCGCGGCCGGGGAGGACGCGGCCGGUGAGCCGGCAGCGGCUCCAGCUGCUGUUGCUGCUGCGCCCGACCUGUGGAUUCUCAGUAGCGGAGAGGACUGCCAGGCCAAGGUGUGGAGCCUCCCCGCCAUCUCAGCCGCAGCCGCCCUGUCAGCAGCCGCGGCCGAGGCGGCUGCAGCCGCCGCUGCUGGCGGUGAUGGUAGCGCUGCUGCGACGCCUGUGCUGGCGGCGCCGCCGCCACCGCAGCCGCUGGUGACUCUGCGGCUGCCUCCGCCGCCUGCAGGCCAGCAGCCAGGCAGCGGCCCGAGCGGCCCCGGCGGCGCGGUGUCGCGCAAGGCCUGGGUGCCGUCAGCGCUGGUGCCGGGCUGCGACGUGGGGGGCAGCGGCAGCGAGCUGUGCGUGGCUGUGGCGGCGCCUUGGGGCCACGUGCUGGUCUACCAUGUGUCUGUGGGCACCGGCAAGUUUACGCUGGCAACGCGGCUGAAGCACCACGCCCGCACCGUCUUCACGCUGCACGCCAUGCGCGUGCCGCACGAGGCCACCACUGCCACUGCCGCAGCCACCGCCACCACCACCGCGCUUACCACCGCCAGUACCGGCAGCGCCGCGGCGGCGCAGCCGGCCGCUUCUGGUCUACUGCUGCCGCAGGUGCGGCUGGUAACCAGUUCGCAGGACCGGGCGUUCCUGGUGGUGGACCUGGAGCUGCAGCCAGCCGCCAGCGGCACGGCUGUGGCAGUCGCCGCCGCACCCGUAGCCAACGCUGCUGCUACAGCCGGCGAGCAGGGCCACGACUCCGGGGCGGAGGAGCAUGGCGCCAGCCCCGGCCACGAGUCUGAGGGCGGCGAGCACUCGGAGGGCCACGGCGAUGGCAAGGCGGCAGCGGGCGGCGGCGCACGCGGCAAGCUAGCGGCGGGCCGUGCCGACACGUGCUCCGACUGGCGCGUCCGGCCCUCGCCGCAGCAGCAGGCCGUGCUGUACGACGAGGCGGCGGCGGGCGGCAGCCACGGCAACAGCCCGGCGCGAGGUGGUCGGGCGGCAGGCCCGACGCUGGUGCCUCCCGGCGCGACGCUGGUGCUGCCACGCGGCGGGGCCGUGUGGUGGCGGUUGAUGGGACUGGGCGGCUACCCGCACGCCCUGGACCUCAAGGGCCCCUUCCCCGGCCUCCUAGCCGUCGGCUGCGGCGACCGCACCAUACGUGCCGUUACGCUGACGCCCGGCCCACUGGCAAAGCGGCCGCAGCUUCAGCCGGCCAAUGCCCACGCCCACGACCCGCACCAGCCUGCCAAGCACGCGCGCAAGCAGGGCGCAAUUGAUGCCGAGGGCGCCGCUGCUGACGAGCACGUCGACGAGCACGAGACUGCAGCUGAGGUGCACAGCAAUGGUGCGCCGGAGGCCGGCGGCUCUGGAAGGAAGAAGGGCGGCGAGGCGGCGGCGGCCGUUAUGGCGGCGGCAGGCGGCGCGGAGGGCCCCUGGCCCAGCAGCCUUCUGUGGAAGGACGUGCGCGACCAGGUGGUGGUGGUGGCGUGGCACCCGGUGGACUCACGCUACCUGGCGUUUGGCUGCGCGGACGGAAGUGUGGGCCUGAUGGACGUUAAGACCCAGACCAGCCGCGUGUUUGGCGUGCGCCACUCGGGCCCCGUCACGCAGCUGGCCUGGGUAACGCCGCCAGCUGGCAGCGCGCAUGUCAGCCACCAGGCGGCCGCGGCGGCAGCCGCGGCGGCGGCCCAGCAGCAGCAGCAAGGGCAGCAGCAACAAGGGCAGCAGCAACAGCUGCCGCCCCGGCCCAACUCGCGCGGCGGUCCGGAACGCCUGAAGGAGUCCAGCGCGUCUCAGGGCGCACAGGUGGCGCCAACAUUGGCGCCCGCGCCCGGGCAGGGUGCCGGCCAUCACAGCCACGGACACAGCCCUUCUCGCUCGGACCACGGCCAGGGCCAUGGGCAGGGCCAGCGGCAGCAGCAGGGCUCGCGGCAGGGCACACCCAAGCACUAUGUGCUCACUUCGACGCCUCAGGGUGCUGCUGCUGUGCCCGCGCAGUCCAGCCCCGAGGCGAAAGCCGCCGCGACCACGUCGCCGCCCAAGCCGGUCCCGGCGGCCCAGGCCGCGACGGUGCACGCUGCGGAGGCCGCGGCGGGCCGCCAGCAGCCCGGCGGCGCCACACGUGCGCCGUAUCACCAGGGCGUGCUCGGCCAAAGGACGCCGCAGCAACACCCGCAUCCGGGCCAGCAGCACCAGCAGCCGCAGCAGCUGCCCAUGCCCAUGGCCACCCACAUGCAAAUGCAUGUGCAGGCGCCGAUGGCGGCCUUCCCACCAGCCUUCCCGCAGCAGGGCUAUCCGCCGCAGGGCUACCCGCCGCAGGCCUACGGCCAGGGCUACCCUCUGCAGCAGUUUCCGCUCCAGGGCGGCAUGCCUCAGCCGCACCACGCACCGUACUUCAACAGCCUGCCGUACGGCGCACAUGGUAUGCACCAGCAGCAGCCGUACGGUCACGUGGCACCCCAGUACGGGCAGCAGCAGCAGCAGCACCAGCAGCACCAGCACCAGCACCACCAACAGCACCAGAGGACGGCUGCUGGGCCGUCCCGCGGGCGGCCCGGCCCCAGCGGCCAGGGCGCUUCUGGGGGUGCGCCCAUGCCCCCGCCGCCUGCCGCGCCCAUGCCGCCGCCGCCCGCCCCGCCGCCGCUGCCGCCGCCGCCCAUGCCGCCGCCGCCCCCUGCGCCUAUGCCACCGCCUGCCCCGCCGCCGCCGUCCGCGCUGCCCGGCCACAUGACUCCGGACGGUGGGCGCUCGCACACGGGCUCACCGGCCACCACCCGCCCCAGUGGCAGCGGCGCCAGCGCGCAGAUGCCCAGCUUCAUCGUGAGCAAGGGCCCCGUGCCGGGCGGCGGCUUCAAGGGCCGCGUGCGGCCCGGCUCUGCGGGCGACCUCACCACGGUCGAGGGAGGUGCGGCGCCGGCUACCGACGCUACCGCUGCCCAGCAGCACCCGGGGGGCUCGCACGACACGGCGUCUAAAGGCGCCAAGGGUGCCGCACACGCGGAUGCAGCUCACCCGGCGCAGUCCGGCAAGCAGCGUCGGGCCAGUGACGGUGGCCGCGCGGCCGCCGCAGGCGGCAGCGCGGGCCGCAGCGGCACCAGCCGCCUCGCUGCAGCGCUGUCGGGCCCGCCGCUCUUCCUUUUGAGCUGCGGCGGCGAGGGCCGGCUGCUUCGUUGGCCCGGCCCAAACCUUGACCCGGGCAGUGCGGAGCCAGGCCUGGGACCUUCACUGGCACAGGCCAAGCCAAUUGACGUCGGUGCACAGCUGCAGGGCCUGGCGGUACAGGCGCUCGGCGCCGCAGCCCUGGCCCCCGCCGCCGGCAGCAGCGGCCACGGUCACCAGCACGGCCAGCACCACCACAACCACAACCAGCAGCAACAGCACGGCGGUGCGGGCGCGCCGGCCGGGUUGUCGGUGACGGCCAUGGCGCUGCAUCCGCGCCGGCCAUGGCUGGCCGUCGCAGUUGCAGGCGGUGGCAUGAUCGUGGUGGAGCAGCCGGCCAAGCAGCCGGGCGAGGCCGCGACGAGCGGCGCGGGCGGCGCCCGCGCCGGGUCCGCUGGACCGUGGUCCCUGGUGGCCGCGCACACCGGUGCAGUCUCGGGCGGUCCGGACCUGCGCUACCUGCGCUGGGCGGAUGACGUGGACGAGGCGCUGGAGGAGGAGGGCCACGAGCAUGAACACGACACGCACCACCGCCUGGAGCACGUGGAGGAGGUGGCCGCCGCCGCCACUUCGGGCGCGCCGCCGGCCUCGCCGCCGCCGGCCGCGCUGCUGGCGGCGCUGUACGGCAAGGCCUCAGUUGCAGUGUACGGCGUGGCGGCCGCGCCCACCGCCGCAGCGGCUGGCACCGCCGUGCCUUCGACGCCGCCGGUGCAGCAGAUGUACCGCCUGGCUGAGCUAUCGGCGACGGCGGAUGGCGGCGGCAAGGUGACGCUGAACGCUCUGGCCUGGCUGGGCCGCCGCUGCCUGGCGCUGGGCGCCGACGACGGCGGUCUGCAGCUGUGGGCGCUGCCGGAGGCCCGCGUGCUGCUGGCGGCGGCAGUCGCUCAGCACGAUCCGGACGUAGACAACGGCGCCGCCGCCGCCGCCACACAUGGCGUGGAGGCAGCCUCCGGUCCGGCGCCGCUGCGCAUCAAGACGCUGCCUGCGGGCGGCCAGUACGGCCACCAUGACUCCAUCAUCGCGCUCACAGGUCUGCUGGUGCCCGCCUCGGUCAAGGGCGCGCCCGCCACCUCCGCUGGCGGCAAGAAGAAGGGCCGCCGCGCCUCCGGGGCGGGUGACUUUGACGGCGAGCACCCCGCGGAGGCCGCAGGUGGGCACGACGGCGCUGACCACGGCCGCCACCACGGCCGGGGCCGGGCCGGGUCGCACCACGGCCAAGCGCACCACGACCACGGCGGCGCCAAACCUCGCGGCUCCGGCGGCGCGUGGCGGCCUGCGGCGGUGUGGCUGCUGUUCAGCGGCGGGCGCGACCAGGCCGUGCGCUGCUGGCGGCUGGAGGGCCGGCAGCUGGAUGGCUGGGAGCGCGAGCGCGAGCACCAGGAGUCGGCGGCGCGGCAGAAGCAGCAGCGCCCACCGCCUCAGCACGAGGGCAAGGGUGACGGCGAUGACCACGGGGGCAGCGGCGCUGCGCCAGCUCCGCAGCCGCCACCUGACGGCAGCGGCGCCGGCGGCGCCGGCGCGGGUUCUGCCGCACCGUCAGCCAGCAACGGUGACGCCCCGAGUGGCUCGUCGCCCGGUCAGCAAGCCCCGCCGGCGCCUGGCGCGGCGGCGGAUGCGCCGGGUGCCGAGGUGCCGGGUGCUACAGUCGUGGCCGCCGGCAUCACCGCGCCGGAGCGGUUGCUGGAGCUGAGCCCCACCACGGCCAUGCGGCGCAUGCGGCGGCCGCCGCCUGCCCUGGCGCGGCCGCUGCUGCCGGAGCUGCCCGACAUGUCGCUACCGCACGUGGCCGCGGCGGCGCACUCACUGCUGUUGCGGCUGGGGGAGGCGCUGUACCCCCCGGCGGACGACGGCGGCGAGCAUCAGGCGCGUGCAGGUGAGGAAGAGCAGGCGGCGCGGCAGCAGGUGGCGGCGGUGGCCGCCGCCUGUGGCCUGAGUGACGAGGCGCUUGCGGCGCACCUGAUGAACGACGUGGCACCGCUGCGGGAGGCGGGAGCGGCGGUGGGCCCGGUGGCGGCGCCGCCCGAGCUGAGCUUCGUAGCAUCGAUGUGGGAGGGAGACGUGGGUGGCGCGCUGUCAACGGCUGCGGCAACGGAGGGCAUGGUGAGCGCGGAUGUCGUCGCGCUGGCUGCGGCGGGCGGGCGGGCUGCCUGGGAGGCGGCUUCGCGGCUGUAUGCGGCGGGUAUGGCGGCGGCGGGCUGCACGGGUGAGGCGGCCCUGGCGCUAGCGGCGGUGGGCGACCGCGCGGGCGCUGCCGGCGUUUACGCGCGCGCUGGCAUGACGUGGGAGGCGCAGCAGGUGGCGUAGGCAAGUAAGAUGCAGCAAUGUGAACGCUGGUGAGGAAGGUUGGUGCGUGUUAGGUCAGCUCUGCAUCUGCAAGUUGUAGCAGCAUACCCUUCAUGAUUCUGAUUAGUCCCUAAGAACUUUCAGCCCAUAUUUCAGCAAUGUUUCCCGGAGCUGCGCCUUAUUAUUUUACCUUUGAAUUCCGUAUUUCCGCCCCAUAUCCCUGAACCCGCGCCCGCUCUGGCUGGCGUGCGUGACAAUGCUUGCCCCGAGGAAUUCUUUCUGCUAUGCGCUGCGUUGCCCAUCAUGGUUGUUCCGAGUGCCAGCGGUAGGCUGUGUUGGCGGUGUGGUGUUGGACAUGUGAGGACGAUCCAUGAUAUCCGCUGGCAAGCUGGGCGAAAUGUAGGGCCCAAAGUUAGGCGGCGGGGCCAGCCACUGCACAUGAGGAACCUUGACGGCAGACGGCUGUGGCGUGCGGCUGCCCGUGCUUGCAGCCGAUGAGCCGGUGCAUGCGUACAACGUGGUGUAGGAAAGCCACAUUGGGCGUGCCUCAUGUCCAUCGUCGGCGUGGUGGUGUUGUUUCACUGCAGCAGGAAGGCUGGCGCUUUGGCAGGCACCGUGCCAUCCGUGUAAAUGACCGCUAUC
Chlamydomonas reinhardtii is the source of this 6990-nucleotide messenger RNA. RefSeq lists its product as uncharacterized. The record is from RefSeq and is a predicted model, not a curated record. Lineage: Eukaryota; Viridiplantae; Chlorophyta; Chlorophyceae; Chlamydomonadales; Chlamydomonadaceae. Gene Ontology annotation, molecular function: protein binding. The transcript is spliced from 9 exons. Bases 142 to 6369 code for a protein of 2075 amino acids.